This is a messenger RNA of Bombyx mori (domestic silkworm), 5174 nucleotides long. Its product is annotated as MTOR-associated protein MEAK7. The record is from RefSeq and is a predicted model, not a curated record. The transcript has 10 exons. The coding region runs from base 266 to 1654 and encodes 462 amino acids. Lineage: Eukaryota; Metazoa; Arthropoda; Insecta; Lepidoptera; Bombycidae.
GACGUCAUUGACGUUGACAGGUAACCAAUCAUUCAAAUUAAGUUAUUUCCAACAAUUUUUAUUUUGGUAUUCCUUACAUUCCCAAUAAUAUUGAGAACAAUUAAAUAUUGUUAAAAUUUAAAAAAAACAAAAACCAAUAUUGUUUAAAGCAGUAAAGUGAAUAUGUUAAUAGAUAAAAUAUGUGUAAAAAAGAAUACGAUCGAUAAAACAUUAGUGCAGUGUUUUUUUGAAAAGUUUUGUUGUUAUCUAAUUUUAAGUUUUAAGAAUGGGUAACACAAGCAAGAAACUAGCAGCAAAAUGCACUUUAUUGACGAAAGAUGAACAGAAGCAUGUUGCAGCCACAUUCAGGGCAGCCAGUAAGAAUUCGGAGAGGAUACGGGAGGAUGAUCUCAUCGUGAGUGGAAAAGUAGAUGCAGUGUCAUUAGAAAAAUUUUGGGGACCCCAAAUCGAUCCCCGGCUGGCGCAGUACUUAACGAAUUUCCUCUUCGGUUCCGGACAAGAGAAGUCGCCCUCGGUCGACUUCAAUCGUUUCGCUGAACUAUAUGUUUAUAAUGUUAGAGGCACUGUCGAUGAAAGAAUGAUGGUCACCUACAACAGUCUCGGGAAAGACUACAAUGAAGAAAUCGAAUUGCCGUAUCAGCUUCUGCGAGAGUACUGCGAAAGCAUAGCCUCGACUUACAUCAAGAUCCUCAAGUCCUCGUCGUCGAAGCGCGCCCAGACCUGGAUCAGCAAAGGGUUCAGGGGUCGGGCGUGCCACGUGCAGGCCCUGGGCGAGGCCGUCGCCGCCAGUAUAGGAGGAGACAUGGAUUCGGCACAGCAUCAUUGUACAGCCAAUCAGUUGUCUAGUUGGUUACAGCAGAACACAUUGCUGAAGCAGUUGGCCGAGCUGGUCUUCGUCAAUCUCUACGGCAUCAACAAGAAGCAAGGCGACGAGAGUCCAACCCCGAUGCCGACGUUGCCAUCGCUCCUACCCCUGCCUGAAGGUCUAGAGUCGAUGCCAGAUUAUCCAGCCUUCAUCGACUUAUCACACAUCGUGUGGCUGAACAGCCACAUACCCCAGAAAUACCAGCACAAGUGGAGGUUCCUGUUCUCCUCACAUAUCCACGGAGAGUCCUUCUCGACCAUGGCAGGCCGCAUCAUCGACCAGGGCCCGUCGAUUCUGAUCAUCGAAGACAACUCGGGCUACAUCUUCGGAGGCUUCGCCCCGGAGGCGUGGUCCCUGGGCCCCAACUUCGGCGGCACGGAGGACUCCUUCCUGUUCACGGUGGCGCCCAAGAUGAGGGUCUACCCGGCGACCACGUACAACGACCACUACCAGUACAUGAACCAUCACACGAAGACUUUACCGAACGGAUUGCUGAUGGGCGGCCAGUUCAAUUUCGGCGGGAUAUGGGUGAACGCGGAUCCUUUCGGCGAAGGGUCCUCGGCGGAGUCGUGCAGCACGUACCGAGGGUACAAGCGGCUCAGCAGGGAGCCCAGCUUCAGGAUCCGGAGCCUGGAGGUGUGGGGCGUCGGCGACAAGCCGGUCAUCGACAAGGACUCGGAUGAACGGGAAGUCAGCGUGUUGGACACCAAUCCAGAAGCCAAAGCCAUCUUAGAGUUGGCAGGUAGAACACGGCACAGCGAGGGUAUCCGCGAACCCCCACCCUUAUAGACACGCUAAAAUAUACCUUAAAUCACUAUAGGUACGAUUGUAAUUGUGUUGAGACUUUUCACCUAUAUUGCUUUGAUAAUAAUUCCAGUGUAAAUGUGUAUGCCAAAUUGAAACUUAUGUCGAUGCGAAGCAGAGAUUAUAAUUGAACGUGCAUAGUUGUGUUAGUAUUCAUUUAAUUACCACAAUGUGCUCUGUAAUUGUAUAUUCUAAAAUCAACUUUAUAUCAAUAGGUGAACGGUUCGAAAUCGUAUUGAAAGUUUGGGGUCUCUUAUAUCAAGGAGUGACAGACUAUUUGAUUUAAGUGAUAUUUAUGCAACUUUACAAGAGAGCCAUUUAAAGUUUGGAAAAAAAUCUUAAAACAAAAAAAAAGCUUUAGUUAUUUGAAUAAGGUAAACUUAACUGAAGUUCAAUUAUAAACGUCGAUCUGUUGAUACUAAUACCGAAUAAAAUGGACCUUUAAUUACAAAGAUAAAUGUCGCUUAAAAAAAAUAGCGUUUCAUCCCUUCAUAUGAUCAUUCGAUAAUAGCAAUUUCAAACGAACAAACAAUGUCAAGGAACAUUUUUUUAGAUAUAUAUUUUUCAUGCAAAUUGUGUGUAUUUUGAAUAAAUUUUUAUUAAACUCUCUCGACUUUCCCGGGACGUGUCGUUUCGUUAUAAUAAUCACGCGGUUUGUUUGUGUCAAUGUCGAACUAGUCUUAAUAUAUACAAUGGCUGUACAAGGUGCCUAUUAUGAAAAUAGCUUAUAUAUAUUUAUAUAUGACGGAGUGACUGGUGACGUCAGCGACUGAUGACGUCAGCAACGUCGUUUUUAACAAAUGAAGACGGUAAAAGUGCGGUGGCGUAGUCAUGAAUCGUCUUGAAGAUCGUUUUAAACAAUUGCUUUCAGGCGUUGGACUUAUAAUAGUUAAUCAACAAACAAUAUCAACAUUAAGGAAACAAUUAACUUUAACUAAUCUUAUUUAACUAAAUAGUAAUGUUGCGCCGAUAUAUAUAUACAUACAUAAUAUGCAUGUGUUUGAAGGUGAUUUUUUCAAAAAAGAAAAUUUUAUUCACCCUUAAACUUUAAAUAGCAUUUACCAGAAAGUAAAGAAAUGUUGGUAAGAUCUUGUCUAGAUCCAACUAUAUUAUUAUUAUAAAAAGUUUUAUUAAUGAAAUCGCUUCGUAAAAUAAACCGUGACCCGUAACAGUAGAGUUCAAUAUUGAAGAACUGGUCACGUCGGAAUAUCUAGUAGGCUCUGGGAAAGACGAAUCCGAAGAUACUGAGAAUGAAUUUAUUUCUAAGAGACCUAAUAGACUAAAUUAACGAACAAAAGAAGGCAAAGUUAGGAAAUCCAUGCUAGGCUUAGUAAUAAAAAUCGACAUAAUUACUUCAGUGCGCCGCGUAGGACACCGGUGACCUACACACUAGUCAACGUGUUAAACCUGAUACCGUCUUUAGGCACGAAAUUCCGAACAUAAAUUUCUUUGAUAAAAGUUUUACGGUAUGGUUCGUAAGCGUUCAGUGUAUCGGCUCAGGUCGUUGACCUCGCAUCAGCUGGUUUUGUAUUGAAUACAUUGCGUGCGACACUAGAAGCAUUGGUAAUGCUUUAUGUCAUCUUCUUUUAUCGCAACAGGUAUCACGGACAUGAAAUUUCGACGAUGCUUCCCCAUAUAUAUGUAAAUAAAGCUAUGUACUUGGGCGCGAAUUUGUAACUUUUUUUUUCUUUCGUAAUACCUUUGAUGUAAAUCGCCGAAAGAUAUGUGAGUCGACUAUUAUCAAAGCCGGCAAUCUGACUUUUGGACAAUGAUUGGUAAAUCAGAAAAACGAAUUAUUGACUUUGUAUUCCAUUGGCAGUCACAAAACUCUUCGGAACGACAUCUUAGAUAAAUAACAGGUUAACUAUUAACCUUUAUUUAAUGCAGGUUUUGAACCGUAUUCUUUGAAGGAGACGAUUAUAUUCAAAUCAAUCUGACUUGACAUAUCAAUAAUUUUUUUUUGUCCAAAUGCACAGAUUGCCACCUUUGAUAAUAGACGACUCAUGUAUCGAUGGCAAACUUAACUGAAAUAUUACGAAUUGAUUGCUUUAAUGCAAUAUUUCAAUGUUUAUGUGAUGUGCUUGUGCAAUUUUACUUAAUGAAUCGCCAAAGGCUUAAAAUAUAAACUUAAUGAAUAUUUAUUUUUAUUUAGUUACGUCCUUAAUGUAUUUUAGGAUCGAUAUAUCGAUGACAAAAAAAUAUGGUGCCGUGAUUACCGUGUUUACGUGUGGUCCCGGGACCUGUGAGUUCUUGGUUUUAACGAACCACAACGGCAGAGUUGACCGCAACAUCUGUAAAGUUGUCGCUAGAACUAAAUAAAGCUUUUUCACGCGACUCGCGAAUUAUCUUAAUGCAACUUUUUUUAGAAGCUCGUUUGGUGACUAUAUUGAUAUUGAUCAAAAACUUCAUCUAGAAAAUUCAAUAUUUAUUUAUUUAUUUAUUUAGACACACCAACAGCAAUACACACAAAACAUUCAAGCUUAAAAUUACCAAGUAUACAAUUAAGUACUGGUAUGUAAGCCAGUUACAGGCAUGUACAGCAAUCUCUUAAGACACUAUGACAUGUUACAGCAAUUUUGUAAACAGCGAAAAAAUAGGCUAAAUUUAAAUUUUAACAGUACUACAAAAAAAAAUAUAAAUAUUUUUUUUAUUGCUUAGAUGGGUGGACGAGCUCACAGCCCACCUGGUGUUAAGUGGUUACUGGAGCCCAUAGACAUCUACAACGUAAAUGCACCACCCACCGCGAGAUAUAAGUUCUAAGGUCGCAGUAUAGUUACAACGGCUACCCCACCCUUCGAACCGAAACGCAUUACUGCUUCACGGCGGAAAUAGGCGGGGUGGUGGUACCUACCCGUGCGGACUAUCUAGACUAAAUAGAUAUCAAUAUAAAUAUAAAUAUAAUUCAAUAUCAAUAUCAAUAUAGCGCAGUGCGAACCAAUCGAAUCCCAUUAAGCCAUCAACGGAAUGCAAAGUCGAAGUUUGUUAAAAUAUAAUCGUAAAAAUAAAUCUGAUAUUCAUAGUUUUUUUUUUAUUGUUAUAAUUCUAAAUGUUAAUUAUUUAGCUUGUUUAAUGUAUUAAAAAUACGUUGCGGUCAAUAAGGAUGCCUGUCACUUUUGACGUCAAAGAUACGUUUUUCUUAAAUGCCUUUUCUGUGUGACGACGUAAUGUACGCACAAUAAUUUUAUAGACACGCACGCUAGGGUUGCCCAUGAUUAAUUUUACUGUUUUCUUUUUAUCUUGCUGUACUACAAACAAAUAGUUUUUUUGUAUAGAAAAGAAUAUUGUAAAAAAAACUUUUCAAAUUAAAUAUAUUAUUCUUGCGUAUUGUAUGUAUUAGCUUCAACAACAAAUCGUACGCUAGUCCAAAGUACAAUAUAGACAAAUAAAUUGUAAUAUCGUUGGCAACCCUGGACUGUCCGCUUAGAUUUAAUAAAUGUAGCAUUUUACUUAAGAUGUACAAAUUGUAUUUCAUUAUUUAUUUUAAUAAAGAUUAAGAUGCAUAAAA